AUGCCAGAUCAUGAAGACACUCGAACCAUGGAAGAACAUCUUAAGAAUGUUCCCUCCGAGCUAGAGAUAUCGAGGAAAGAAUUUGAUGAUGUAAAGAAUGAGCUGAAACAAAGACUAAGGGAACUUGAGGUUGAAAGGUUACAGUGGAAGUUGGAUGCUGAUACCAGAAGGAUCGGGCGGACAAACAACCAGUACCAGAAUAAUCGUUUAAGGGUCCAGGUAACUGAUUUAGAGAAAUCUCUCCAGAAACACCAAGAACAAGAUGGAAAAACCAUAGUUGAAUUGGAAGCCAUUGCGAACGGGUUCAAGAAGCAAGCAAUUGGGUUACUGAACAAAAAAACGCAUAUAAUCAAGGGAUCAUACUAUUGGCCUAGCAAGGUGCACAUCGUUUUGGGCACGCAUCUACGACUCCAACAUCGAUCCCUCGUUGCCAAGUCCCUGCAACGCAGAUGCCCGAGAACUGGCAAAGACAACAUUCAUCGAUCGCUCGACAUACGUACACCGACUUCUUUCGACAAUUUCUACUUUCGGAACUUGUUGAAGAACAAAGGUCUCCUCCAUUCUGAUCAAGAGCUUGUCAACAUUGCUUCAACCGAUUCCUUGGUCAAAAACUAUGCUGCAGAUUCUUCAAGGUUUUUCAAACAGUUCUCCAAAUCCAUGAUCAAGAUGGGGAACAUCAAGCCUCUCACUGGAAAUUCUGGGGAAAUUAGGAUCAAUUGCAGGAAAGUCAAUUGA
This is a messenger RNA of Hibiscus syriacus, 735 nucleotides long. RefSeq lists its product as uncharacterized. Gene Ontology annotation, biological process: response to oxidative stress. Gene Ontology annotation, molecular function: peroxidase activity; heme binding. NCBI's taxonomy places the organism in Eukaryota, Viridiplantae, Streptophyta, Magnoliopsida, Malvales, Malvaceae. The transcript is spliced from 3 exons. The coding region runs from base 1 to 735 and encodes 244 amino acids. The record is from RefSeq and is a predicted model, not a curated record.